Messenger RNA from Prorocentrum cordatum, 1236 nucleotides. The record is from the annotation of a GenBank genome assembly. NCBI's taxonomy places the organism in Eukaryota, Dinophyceae, Prorocentrales, Prorocentraceae.
UUUUUCCUCAGGGCUUCCCUGGUUUUCCCCGCCGCGCCGCGGGGGCCUCCGCGCGCCUGGAGGGGGGGGGGCGGAAAGCAGCAGAUGUGCCCCGGCGUGCCCGCCGCCGCAGACGCGCUGGGGCCCACCGCCGCCCCGAGGCCCGACGCACGGCUCGAGGGCAUGGCCGCGGCGACAGCCGGGGCCGGUGGGGCCCUGCCCUGCGCGGUCCCCGCGCCUCUCGACGAGGACUACUUCGCACUCGGCGCGGGCGGCGCCGCGCCGGCCGCGGCGUCGGGCGCCUCCCCGCGGGUGGCCGCGCUGCCCCGCGCCGACGCUCACGAGCCCGAGUCGGCCGCGGAGGGGGCCGCGGGCUGCGCCUCGGAGGCGCCUGCGCCGCAGCCGCCAGGGGCCGCCGCGCAGGAGGCCGUCCCUGCCGGCGAGGCGGCGCGGACCUACGGCGGCAGGUUCACGUGGGUCGGCGCGGAGUAUCGGCUCCGGGUCGCCGCAGGGCUCUCGCCGCUGCAGUGCCUCCAGAACAUCGCGACCAACUCGAUCCUCAGCCUGGACAGCCUCUGCUUCUCGGAGGACGGCGGCUUCCACCGGCCGGGCGCGGAGGAGCCCGCCUUCCCGGUCGGGGGCGUGGACCUGCGCUGGCGCUACGACCCCGCCAGCGCCCGCAUCGUCAUAGACUUCUUUAAGCCGCGGGGAGCUGCUGCCCUGGCGCUGGGACGAGCUGCGGCUGUCCCCCGACCUGCGCUUCCCAAGCACCGUGCCGGACCUUUACGGCACAGGCCACGUGGGCAAGCGCACCUUCCGCUUCGCCAUGCUGAGCGCGGCGGCCGAGGAGCCCCCGAGCGCCGCCGCGGGGAAGGGCUGAGGGCCGGCCGCCGCGCGCCCCCCUUGUGCGCCUCGAGGCCCAAAGUCUGGGCCUCGAGGCUGUCUGGAUCGGAGCCCUGCCGAGAAGGCCGCGCGCGCGCACGGCGGCUCCCGUCGGCCACGCUUCUGUCGGCGGCCGCUGUCGGUGUGGGACAACAUUUGCUGUUGGGUACUGUACCCCUUCUUUCCGUGCCCAUCUCGGGCGUCCAAAUAUUCCCGUUUUUUUUUUUGCGCGGCGUGCGGCGCGCGCGUGCCCGAGGGGGCAGGUCGCGCCGCGCCGCCCAGGCGCGGCGGCAGGGGCACAGCGCGGCCACGCGCCGGCCCUACAUCUUCCUCAGGAGGACACUCCGUCCACGUUCCAUAUUCCUCCCCCUCUGA